AUGAUUUCUAUGGCACAUUCAGCUUACAAUUCAUAUCAUUAUGUUGGUUGUUAUACACAAGUAUUUUAUAAUAGUUAUUUUAUAAGUUCGUAUAUGGAACCAACAUUAUGUUUUCUUUUAUGUGAAACACCAAUUAUUUAUAUACAAGAUAAUAUUUGUCGAUGUUCAGGUAGUGGUCUUAUGGAUCAUAAUCGACAGAGAGAUGAAUAUUGUACGUUAUCAUGUCAAAAACCAGGUGAUCUUCAUGUUAGAACAGAUAAUACAUGUGGAGGUAGAGGAACAUAUUCAGCAUAUGCUGAAGAAAAUUUUUAUACACAACAUGCUCAUUUAUUUAACUAUCGAAUUCAAUUUGUAUCAUGUGAAUUAUGGAAUACUUCUCGUAAUUAUGAUACAUUUCAAGUUGAAAUUGAUCAAUCAUCAGUUAAAUCCCCAUUGAAUAAAUUGGAACGAUGUGCAGCUGCAUGUCUUGAUCAAAAUGCUACGACAAAAUCAAUAGCUUUCAAUGGUGAUAACAAUCAAUGCUUAUGUAUAACGUCCCGAAGAUUAAAUCUAGAUAUUGAUGCUGCACUUAAUUUAACAAUUUUAUCAAAUAAUAGUUGUGAUCGUUAUUGUGAUAACACAUUAGGCGAUUUGGAAAUUCAACAUAAAUUUAAAUGUGGUUCACGAACAGACUUACGUAUAUGGGCUAUAUAUGAUUUAAAUGCGACAUGUCCAAUUGGUUUUGUUUAUAUAAAAGAAUUAAAAAAAUGUAUAUCUGCCUAUAAAAGAUAUUCAAAUUCAUGUCCAUCACCAUCAAUGAGAUAUAUUUAUGAUGGAAAUGUAACUUGGAAUAUCUUUCUAAAAAUUAUUGAAAAAUUAAACUUAACUAGAUCGGUUGUUUCAAUUGAUUUUGAUGAUGAUGUUACUAUCGAUCCGUCAUGGAAAUGCCCAACAAGAACAACUAUCAAUACAAAUAAUUCAAAUCUUUCUAAUAGGAAUUUUAGUACAUAUUAUGUAUUAGAUAGCGGUUGUUUACGUGUACACUCCUAUUCCUUGAAUUCGCAUAUGUUAUUUAAUCGUUUAUGCAUAACAAAUCCUGUGCAUGAGGAUUCAUUAUCAUCUAAUACUACAUAUUAUCCAAUUUAUGGAUUAAGUCUUAAUUCAAACAUGGCUAUGUGUCCACCACCAUGGUUUGACAUAAACACAGAUUGUUAUCGGAUGUCGAAUGAUCGUAAGACAAUUCAAGAAGCAAGAAAUCAUUGUUCUGAUUUGUCAGAAUUGGAAGAACGGUAUACUAAACGACUAAAACUUACAUCAAGUAUUGUUGAUGAUAUGAAUAUGAAUAACCAAGCAAUACAUAAACUCAUGAAUAUUAUGAUUGAUAUCUUAGCAGGUGAAAUCGCUCAAUAUACAUCACAAUGGCAAGUUCGUCUUGGCUUCUUUCUUCUUGAUACAAAUGCAUCAAAUACUGAAGAAAACCUUGAUCUAUUUCAAUCACAUUUUGAAAGUUCUUCAUCAUUAAUGUCUAAUAUUGAUGUCAAUCUCUCAUCUAUAAAUGAAUUUCAAAUGAUUAAUCCAAAUGAAGAUAGCAACUCAAGCAUAAAAAAUGAUUCAUGUUUAGUUUUGACACGUUCAAUAACCGACGAGAAAAAAAGAAGUACUAUUUUAAGCAAUACUCAAAUCAAUAAUUGUUCAAAACCAAGACAUGUUUUAUGUAGAACAAAAUCAAUGCUUGGUUUCAACUCUCAACAAACUUGUUAUAGUAAACCAUUAACACUUGGUUUACCAGCAAUGAUAUCAAAUCAUUUAACACAUGAACUAUGCGUAUCUGUUUGUAAAACGCUUAGAACAAUUUUGGUUGUUAUAAAUAUGAAUAAAUGUUAUUGUGUUAAUACUGCUAUUUUACAGAUAUUUGAUAUGGAAGGAAUUUAUGCAAAAUACAGUACAAACGAUUGUGGAAACCCUUGCCCUGGUAAUCCACAUGAACGCUGUGGUAAUACAAAUACCAUUGUUAUCUUACAUGUUGCUGAAAAUCUAAUUCAACCCAGCUUUGACAAUACGAAUAAACAAUUUCCACUAUAUCCGGAUUUCGUUUAUGAUAGUUGUAUACAUUUAAAUUUUACCAAUCAAUCAGAAAUAUAUCAAUUUAAUUUGAAUUAUAUAAAUGAUGUUCAUCCACGUCAUUGUUUAGAAUUAUGUAAAAGUUAUAAACAACAAUAUGCUCUUCUUAAUUCAAAUAAAUGUUUAUGUACGAAUAUUCUAAUGAGAAAAAAACAAGAUAAAAGAUUUACAUUUCUAAACUAUAAUUGUAGUCAAAAAUGUCAAGGUAAUUUCUUAUAUACAUGUGGAAAUACAAGCAAUUCAACGAUAUAUUCAAUGUAUAUCAUGCAGCCAAGAUGUCCUCGGAAUUUUCAAGUUACUCAAGAUGAACGACGAUGUGUACACAUUGAUUUGUCAGUAAAAAAAUAUUCUGUCUUAACUGCACGAUCCUACUGUAAAUCUAUUGGUGGUAUGCUUGCAAAAAUAAAUGAUAUUUUAGAAAUUCAAGACAUAGUACCAAUAUCAACGCUAACUGCAAGUCAUCUUGAUAGAUUUUCAUUUGGUUAUAUUUCAAAUAUACUUAAUGAUACAAGAUAUUUUUGGAUUGAUCGUACAUUAGACAUAAUGAAUAAUAAUACAGCAGCAGAUCGUUCUAUUAGAAAAUGUUUUCAAACAUCAAAAUCAAUUGACCAAAAUUGUAUUGUUCUUCGUCGCGAAAAAAUUCUCAUUGAUAAUCAUUGGAUUUAUGAACAAUGUUUUACUGAAUCAGAUCAAUGUUCAUCAAUGUUUUCUAUACCAGUUUGUGUCGAUAAACAUCUCAAAUUUAAUUUAACCGCAAUUCCUUCAACGACAGAUGACGAUUCAUCAAUCAUAUCAGUUAAUACAUCAAUAGAUUAUUCAUGUGGUGAUGAUACAGAUUAUCACUUUGUGAAUGACUAUUGUUACAAAGUAUCCUUUCAUGAAACUACUUGGAGUGAUGCAAAAGCUGAAUGUGAACGUGAUAAUGCUAAGCUAUUUUUACCUGAAAAAUGGACAAUACUCUCCUUGAUAAAAUUCUUAUUUUUACGUCGACAUAGUUACACAUCAUCUGGUGUUGCACAUAUUGAUAUUUUUGCUGAUCAUCAAAAUCGUACUCGUAUGCGAUAUAACACAACCGAUGGAAGUACUUUAACAAGUUUACUAGAUUUGAAUGAUUUUCAUAGUUUAUGCGAAAGAAGAUUUCAUCAACGUUAUGAAGGAUUAAUGUUAUCAACAAAUUUAUCCACAAACGAGAAAAAUCGAUCAAAAAUGUGUGCAUACGUUGAUUUUCGAUCUGAUUCCUUACCAUCGAUUUCAUGUGAUGAAAUAUCUUGUAAUCGACCAGCAACUGUAAUAUGUCAAAAAUUACCAAUUGUCAAAACGCGUGCUGUUGUAGCAAAACGGUUAGUUAUCAAUACGAUGCAUGCAGUGUACAAUUAG
This is a messenger RNA of Rotaria sp. Silwood1, 3477 nucleotides long. Lineage: Eukaryota; Metazoa; Rotifera; Eurotatoria; Philodinida; Philodinidae. The record is from the annotation of a GenBank genome assembly.